Dictyostelium discoideum AX4 is the source of this 756-nucleotide messenger RNA. RefSeq lists its product as hypothetical. Lineage: Eukaryota; Evosea; Eumycetozoa; Dictyosteliales; Dictyosteliaceae. The coding region runs from base 1 to 756 and encodes 251 amino acids. The record is from RefSeq and is a predicted model, not a curated record. The transcript has 2 exons.
AUGGAGGAAAAUAAUAGUUUAAAUAAUGAUAAAAACAAUUUUGUAACAUUUGAUCCAAGAAUAUUGUUACCACCACCACCACCAUCAUCAUCACUUGUUUAUCCACUUUAUACACCACCACAACAACAAGAAAAUUAUAAUGUAAAUUAUAAUGAUCAUAAUAAAAAUAAUAAUAGUAUUAAUACUACAACUUGUUACAAUGAAGAAUUAUAUAAAGAUAAUUCAUUUAUAACAUUAAAUGAUAGAUUCCAAACAAUUGAACAACAACAACCACAACAACAAAAUUAUAAUCAUAAUCAAGAGAAACCAAUUGAAUACACACAUUCUUAUGUUGUUAGUGAUGAUAAAUUAAAUACAUUUAAUAAUCAAUGGAAUGCUUCUUCAACAUCACAACCUUAUUACCCAAUUAUACCACCAUAUCAGCCAAUCAAUGAUAUUGCACCAACACAAGAGUUUGUUAAUAGAGUUGCCAUAAGACUUCGUGAAAUGGAAAUUGAAGAAUCUAGUGACCCAAAUGAAAUUCAUGAAGAAAAUAUAAUGGAUGCAUCUAUGAGCAUGUUAAUAUUAUUAUUAGGAAUGUUCUUUUUUGUACCAUUUAUCUUUUCAGUGCUUUAUUUGAAAUCAAGAGAUAAAUAUGCUAGAAGAUUUGCAAUAGUCUCAAUGUGUAUUGGUAUCGUUUACUUAAUAAUGAUUGGAAUUAUGCCAUUCUUAAAAGGAAAUGAUGAUGAUACAACUACAACUAUAAUUAUCUCUUAA